UGAUGACGAUUUACGUGCAGUGCGCACGUGACCGUUCACCUGAGCCCAACCUGUUUAUCUCCGCUGCUGCUCUGACGCGUUGCUCAAGGAUAAAUUCAAAUCCCCACAGUUUACACUGAAAGCUCGACUUUUCGCUGGUGUCGCAGAGUAAACGCUUCAGGCUACCAAAGUAUUUCGUUGGCUUGUGGACAGGGACGUCUCAACGGGACAAAGCUGCUUCCACCUUCCCGGCAUUAAGAUGAACAUUUCCUUCGAUGACAUGGAUCCAUCGGCCGAAAAUAAUUCUGUUCUCCACCUGGAUGCACCAAUUCUCCCGGACAAGUCAGACAUCUCCAACAUGACGAUUAUUCGAACGAGCAAUGGGUCUCUCGUGGAGGACCAGAUGUUUUUAAAUACUGUCGCUGCUAGGGCCCUGUCAGGGAUCUUUGUCUGGUCUGCCUUGCUCAUAACGUGCCACCAGAUCUAUACGCACCUUCGAUCCUACACCGUCCCCAAUGAGCAGCGCUACAUCAUCCGCAUCCUGUUUAUCGUGCCAGUUUAUGCCUUCGAUUCUUGGCUCAGCCUGCUCUUCAUCAGCAACGACCAGUACUACGUAUACUUUGAUUCUGUUCGAGACUGCUAUGAAGCAUUUGUCAUUUACAAUUUCCUGAGCCUGUCCUUUGAGUAUCUGGGAGGAGAGAGUGCAAUCAUGUCAGAGAUUCGAGGGAAGCCCAUACAGUCAAGUUGCCUGUAUGGUACCUGCUGCCUCGUGGGAAUGAGCUACUCCAUCGGAUUUUUAAGAUUCUGCAAACAGGCGACUCUGCAGUUCUGCGUUGUCAAACCCAUCAUGGCAGCCAUCACCAUCAUCCUGCAGGCCUAUGGCAAAUAUCAUGAUGGAGAUUUUAACAUCAAUGGAGGAUAUCUAUACAUCACAAUCAUCUACAACUUCUCAGUCAGCCUGGCUCUCUACGCUCUCUUCCUCUUCUUCUUCGCAACAAGUGACCUGCUCAGGCCAUACGAACCAGUGCUCAAAUUCCUCACAAUCAAAUCUGUCAUCUUCUUAUCCUUCUGGCAAGGAAUGGUCCUCGCCAUCCUGGAGCGCUGUGGCGUCAUACCCAACGCACUCUUCAUCGAUGGAGAAGAGGUUGGCGCUGGCACGGUGGCAGCAGGCUGGCAGAACUUUAUCAUCUGCAUCGAAAUGUUCUUUGCAGCUAUUGCCCUCCGAUACGCCUUCACCUGCACCGUCUACCAGGAGAAAAAAAAUGAAGUGCCAGAGAACAUCCCUCCCAUGCAGAGCAUCUCCAGCGGUCUGAAGGAGACCAUAAACCCAGGAGACAUGGUACAGGAUGCCAUCCACAACUUCUCCCCGGCCUACCAGCAGUACACCCAGCAGUCCACACAGGAGGUCGUCCAGCCCAGCAUGAAUGGAAAAGUGGCCAUGGGCAACAAGAGCUCCCGCAAGUCUGAUAAAAUCAUGCUGAUUACUUCUGAUGAUGAGUUCUAGGCAUUUUUCCAGCAAGAUCCACGUGUUUGUGUCCUUGCCACCCCAAUCUCUGACCCCCUGUGGAAACAGCUGUAUCGCUUAUCGCACAGGGCUGGAUCAAAUCCAGGCGUUUCACUCUUAUGAUGCCAGUAUUGAGGUUGGACUGCUUGCUUGUGUCUUGUUUUAAUGAAUGAUUUAAGCACCGAGGGCAGGAUGAAGUUCAUAAUAGUUUUUAGAACUGAUAGCACGAUGACAAGAGAACUGAUCUGACUCCAUCUCGGCAGUGACAAUCACGAAAACAGACCACUCGCACUGUGUCGCAGAAGUCUGCAGCUAUGCAUUUUCUGUAAAUCAAGCUGCCUGUUCUUCAGCAGUGUCCCUGAUCCUGAAUCUGUUUCUGUCAUUAUGUCAGCACUUGGUUUCUGAAGUGUGUUCCCUCUAAUUUAUGCGAGUUUCAAAGAGGAGAUGAUUAAUAUGUGACUUCAGGUGGGUAGCAGGGAAGUCAGCGAUGACUGCGAAUGACACUGCAUGGACCAUCUCUCGCAUCUGCUUGUUUGAAGUAUUUGCUGAGCAUUCCUCUGCGUGGUUUCCUGACAAAUGGAAAGACUCGUUCAAAGACGCAUUCGUUUUGGAGCAGGCACUUCAAACUGCAGACUAUAGCACUUCGCAGUCCUUUGUAUCUACUGUAGUAUGGACAAAUUGGAUAAACCUGUCUCCUGCAAAGUGGGAGUUGUGUCAUUCUCAUUAAUUUUCACAGCACGCUAAAGAGCACAAUUCAGUGCAACUAGACAGCCAUUCGGCACACGCUAACAAUUAGUCUUUUGCAGCUCCUGCACCAUUGUGAAUGCUUUUGACAGAAUCUUUUCAUGUUUGGUGUGUUCACUUUACCUUUUCAUGUUAUAAUUCCAUGUUCCAGGGAUUAUUGAAAUAUGUACAUAAUUUGAUUGGUAUAAAUCGUGGUGGUUUAAUAUGUUCCAUGUUUAAUGUUUGGAUUAGAAAUUGGGAAGAUCUUAAUUUAUAGUUUUUGAUGUGUGUAGUUCAGGCGACGUCAGACCAAACAAAUAUCUGUGUGGCAAAAAUUAGUUCCUUCUCCCACUCCCACUGUUGACAUUAGAAAUAUCAUCAUCUGUGUUUAUGUCGCAUGGGAGACCUAUAACCUUCUAAAUUCAUUAGUUAUUGGGGACCAAUUUUGUAUAUCAAGUCAUAUAGGAUUAUUUAAUUUUGAUACACUCUUGUGCCAAUGGUAGCUGUCUUUCUGGGAAAGCAGAAAUUAAUUUACAAAGUAACAUUUGAAAAUAUACCAGAUAGUUGGCAGGUGCGUUUUAGUCCUGUGUGGCUGUUUGCUUGUGUUAACUCAGUAAAGCUGCACUUCUUAAUGAGGAAAAAGCUUUAUUUGAAAGUACAAAAACAGACACAGCAGACCUAUUUAUAAGAAUAAUUUACCAUACUUUAAAUCAGAGCAGAAACAAAUACGGAUUUCAUUUGUACAUGAGGGUAGUUCAUUGAGAAAACAUGUAAAUAAACGAAUGUAAAAUAAAAAUAA
This is a messenger RNA of Scatophagus argus, 3005 nucleotides long. RefSeq names its product transmembrane protein 184a (gene tmem184a). Gene Ontology annotation, biological process: transport. Gene Ontology annotation, cellular component: early endosome membrane. Bases 239 to 1483 code for a protein of 414 amino acids. The record is from RefSeq and is a predicted model, not a curated record. The transcript has 10 exons. Lineage: Eukaryota; Metazoa; Chordata; Actinopteri; Scatophagidae. Gene Ontology annotation, molecular function: transporter activity.